AUGAAGUAUCCUCUGGUUCCUUUAGUGACUGAGCUGACCUUUCCUCUUCUUUUCUUCUGGUUUUGUUUGCCAUUUGUAAUGCUGUUGAUCACAAUUAUUAUCUGGCUACAGCUUCUACUUAAUGAAGCACAGAUGCCAAGUGUAGAAGAAAUAGAGAAAGAAUCUUCUGAUGAACUUGAUUGUGACUCUAACUUUGAUGAUGAACCAACAGAGGAAGAGAGCCAGAGUGAUACAUCUAGUACAGAAAUGCACGAGGAGACACGAUGCAAUGGAUCUGUGGAGACUCUGAGGCCCAGUCCUGCUUAUCUGAAUUCAGAACCAAUAAACCAAAAGCAAAGUCUUCUUGCUGCAAUCUUAGAUAGCUGCUGGUCUCAGAGCCUGAAGAUAAGACCUUCCCUCGCUGAGAAGAGCAAUCUCUGUAACAUUGUGAUG
Molecule: messenger RNA, 432 nt
Organism: Mesitornis unicolor (brown roatelo)
Lineage: Eukaryota; Metazoa; Chordata; Aves; Mesitornithiformes; Mesitornithidae
Gene: ADIG
Product: adipogenin
Exons: 2
Biological process (GO): fat cell differentiation
Source: RefSeq, a predicted model, not a curated record